AUGCAGGCACCCUCUGACCCAACUCUCAAGCUAUUAUAUGAAUUUUUGAUCAAGAAAGAGGAAGAAAAAAGAAUAGAUUUCCCUCCAGAUCCAGAGUCUGCAAAACCAACAUUGCAGGAAUCUUGGGCUGCAAUUACAAAGACAGUUGUUGCUUUUGAUGAGGACAUGGUGGGGGGAUAUAAAGAAGAUAUUGACACACUUCUAGUUUUUGCUGGUUUAUUUUCUGCAGUUGUCACUGCUUUUACAAUAGAAUCAUACCAGUGGUUAAAAGAAAAUCCUCAAGACACCACUGUUACCCUUCUACAACAAAUCUCUUACUGGCAGAUGAAUGGCACUGCUCUACCCCAACCCCCAACAUUUACCCCCUCCUCCUCUGACAUCCGUAUAAACACAUUCUGGUUCCUUAGCCUCAUCAUUGCUCUGGUUGAUGCUCUGUUUGCACUCCUCUGCAAGCAAUGGGUUCGUGAGCAUAAACGUCAAAUCAAUACACGGACACCAGGCCAAGCAUUAGCCCUCAGAUGGUUGCGUUACCAGAGCUUUGAGAGAUGGCAUGUUCCCAAAAUCCUUGCUUCUCUCCCCAUCUUGCUGGAAGUUGCUCUCUUCCUGUUUUUUACAGGAGUAUUGGAGUUAUUAUGGAGCCGACAUCCUAUUCCAUUUGGAUUUGCACUGUUUGUUGUUGGAGCAGCCAUGCUUUUCUACUUUAUAACAACCUUCCUUCCUGGCAUCAGUAUUGUCCAACAAGUCCUCCAAACCUAUCCAUAUUUUGCUCAAGACUGGUCAUUCCUUCAGCCAAAGGAUAUAGAUUGUCUACCAUUAAUCAAUUUUGUAUGCCCCUACAAAUCUCCCCAAUCAUGGCUUAUGUUCCAGCUCCUUUCUGCUACAUAUCACCUUCCAUUUUGUAGACGGUCUCUCUUCUCUUUCCUUUGCUGGUUCCAUCAGUACUGGAGCAUCUCUCAAGAUGAUCUCAACAAAAUCAUAACAAAAAAUGUCUUAAAACCCUCCAGCUGGACAACACUUGACCUGAGCAUUGUUGAGCGAUUCUCAAGGAUUGCAUACUGCCCUGACCUCUAUGAACUCAUGGGCUUUCGGUGGCUAGUACAGGAGACUUGUGACAUUCCAUCUAUGUUACCCCAUCUGCAGAAUGUGCUGGAUGAACUACCCAUCCAUUUAGUCAUGCACACCAUUUUUGAUUUAUGGGGUUCACCAGUUGGAUUCAACCUAAACAAGUCUCUGAAAGGUUUCUCAGUCACCAGGAGUGACAAUGAUUUGUUUGGUGAUCAUUUGUCAACACAUGAUUUGAACCUUGCUUUCCAGAUUUUAUGUUUCCAACACUUGUUGGUUACUUUCGAUCACAAUUUCCUUACACACACCUUCCCCAAGCAAGGAGCAACACAUCUUUGGCAUUGUCUCAAGGAGUCUCAGAGUAGCCAAUUUAAUCAGGCCUUUUUCUGUCCUGACACAUUACUCUUGGCUUUACACAAGGAUUGGCGCAAAGAAGCAUUGGACUUUCAUAUGCAGCACUGGGAUGAAUUGGAUUAUAAAAGCCAACUUGAUCUGAUACAGAGGUUGACCAGGUCCAUCCUCUCAUUCAUAAAAUUGGGGAGGGAUAUAGGGUCAACAACUUUAGCAUCCAACAGUGGUCUUGAUUUCCUCAUGUUCUUACACAACAAAAUAUGUGGAAGAAGAAAUUUCUUCCAAUUGCGUUCACAGCAUGAAGGAUGGAUAGAGGUAUUGAAACACUUACGAAACAUCCAUGGGCUGCCGCCUUCUCAUUUCAAACCUGUUCUGGGUUAUUUUCCACCAUUCAUGGAUGAGCUUCGUGACCUCUUGAAGGAUGCAUCAACACCUCCAUCUGUCCUUGUACCUGUGUUGGACUCCUAUGAGAAGUGUUGGGACAGAGUUGAUAAAUUAUGGGAGAAGAAAAAAUUGAUUUUGAUGCUGUCCACUCACAUACAGCAUGCUUCACAUUCACUCAUGCUGAAUAUCCUCAAUCCAGAGUCAGCAAACAAAGACAGUUCACAGGAACCUCUCCAUGCCCCACCACCCUCUUCCAUAAUCUUCUCAGAACAGGGGUUGGAUUUCCUAACAUUUAUCAACAAGAAAUUGAUCGAAGAACCUGAAUUGGUUCACUAUUGCACCUAUACUGCCAUUCAGCGAUGGGUGAAUGCUUUGGAUUGUAUACAUGACCUUCGUUCAUUUGAACCUAUACCCAAAUAUAGAAGGUGGACUGGGGAAUCUUUGGGUUGGUGGAAAGCAGAGAGAACUCACACUGGAGUGGAAGCAGGAGGGAAUCCUGAAGGAGAUGGAAGCAAUAGGAUUGAAGAUGAUGGGAUUAGGAGCACAGAUGCACCCACUUUUGGUACUAGCAGAGGACUACACACUGGGAAUGUGGCAGGGUCUAUGGAAGCUGUUGGGUAUGAAAAGGAUGAUAGCAAUGCAGGGGACAAAGCACGGCUAUCCUCUCAUAAUAACAAACAACCAGGAGAUGGUACAGAAGCUGUCAGAACUUGCAAUACAUUCUCCCAAACUAGCAGUGGCAACGAACACCACAGCAAAGCAGACAUAACAAAGGGAAAGGGAAAGGACCCAUACAAUCACAUUAGGCAGCGGCGUAAAAGUGAAGAUGAACAUGAGAUGUUUGGGGGACCAGAUGCCGAAAACAAUGUUUGA
Molecule: messenger RNA, 2670 nt
Organism: Marasmius oreades (fairy-ring Marasmius)
Lineage: Eukaryota; Fungi; Basidiomycota; Agaricomycetes; Agaricales; Marasmiaceae
Exons: 4
Coding region: 1-2670 (889 amino acids)
Source: RefSeq, a predicted model, not a curated record